AUGUGCGAAGGGAUUGACAACCUGAAAUCCCUUUACGACCGUGCCGGGAAGACUUUCUCCGGCGGUCCUUCUGCAGCACAGGAUGUGCCGCGUCGUACUGCUCAACCAGACCCAGUACGUCAACCAUCAGCUGGGAGCGGGGCUCCCAAGAAUCCCAGGACGGGGGAUAGCCGCGCCACCGGACGAGAUAACUCGUCCGACGUCCGUUCACGUCGCGGUGGUUCAACAGCUGCUUAA
Molecule: messenger RNA, 237 nt
Organism: Peronospora matthiolae
Lineage: Eukaryota; Oomycota; Peronosporomycetes; Peronosporales; Peronosporaceae
Source: the annotation of a GenBank genome assembly